Rhipicephalus microplus (southern cattle tick) is the source of this 1478-nucleotide messenger RNA. RefSeq names its product EBF transcription factor knot (gene kn). The record is from RefSeq and is a predicted model, not a curated record. Gene Ontology annotation, biological process: regulation of DNA-templated transcription. Gene Ontology annotation, molecular function: DNA binding; DNA-binding transcription factor activity. NCBI's taxonomy places the organism in Eukaryota, Metazoa, Arthropoda, Arachnida, Ixodida, Ixodidae.
GCCGUUUGCUCAGAAUACCUGGUGCCUAGCCAAAGAAUGCUAUUCAGUGUGGGCCUGGGCCGCGCGCACUUCGAGAAACAGCCGCCAUCGAACCUGCGGAAAAGCAACUUCUUCCACUUCGUGGUCGCGCUCUACGACAAGGCCGGUCAGCCCGUGGAGGUCGAGCGCACAGCUUUCGUCGGAUUUGUCGAGAAGGGACAGGAAUCGGACGGCCAAAAGACGAACAACGGCAUCCACUACCGGCUGCAGCUGCUGUAUGCCAACGGUGUCCGGCAGGAGCAAGACCUCUACGUGCGGCUCAUCGAUUCUGUCACCAAGCAAGCCAUCGUGUACGAGGGACAGGACAAGAACCCCGAGAUGUGCCGGGUGCUGCUGACGCACGAGGUGAUGUGCAGUCGCUGCUGCGACAAGAAGAGCUGCGGAAACCGCAACGAGACGCCUUCGGACCCGGUCAUCAUCGACAGGUUUUUCCUCAAGUUCUUUCUUAAGUGCAACCAAAACUGCCUCAAGAACGCUGGCAACCCGCGGGACAUGCGGCGGUUUCAGGUGGUCAUCUCGAAUCAGGUGAGCGUCGAAGGACCCCUGCUGGCAGUCUCAGACAACAUGUUCGUGCACAACAACUCCAAGCACGGUCGACGGGCUAAGCGACUCGACCCAACUGAAGUACCAUUCGCCGCAACGCCUUGCAUCAAGGCAAUCAGCCCCAGCGAGGGAUGGACCACCGGAGGAUCCACGGUGAUCAUCGUCGGAGACAACUUCUUCGACGGUCUACAAGUCGUGUUCGGCACCAUGCUGGUCUGGAGUGAGCUUAUCACGUCUCACGCUAUCCGGGUGCAAACGCCUCCACGACACAUCCCCGGCGUCGUCGAAGUGACGCUGUCGUACAAAUCCAAACAGUUCUGCAAAGGUGCGCCGGGGAGAUUCGUCUACGUAUCGCUCAACGAGCCCACAAUCGACUACGGGUUCCAGCGGCUAGCCAAACUCAUCCCGCGCCAUCCAGGCGACCCCGAAAAACUUCCAAAGGAGAUCAUCCUCAAGCGGGCGGCCGACCUUGCCGAGGCACUGUACAGCAUGCCUCGGCAGAACCAGCUCUCGCUGCAAGGGCCACGCUCUCCUGCCCUCUCCGGAGGAUCGGCCGGUUUCAACGCGUACGCCGCCGCCGGUCAGCUGGCCGUCAACGUCCAGGAAAACGGCAUGGGAGGCAUAGUACCGUCCCACUUCGCCGCCAUGAACCCAUUCGCGCUGCCUACGUGCAACGGCCAGUCAUACGGCGGCUCCAUCGUCACCUCGGGUGCCAAGUGACGCUGAGCGGCCGUUGCCUUGUACAGUGUGUAUUAUGACGGACUCAUUUUCUACGGUGUACAUACGGAGCAUAGGAGGAACCCUGCUGUACAGAUCCGACCAGACUACGCGGCGUCGCAGUCGCUGGCAGAGGCGCCGCCCAGCCCCUGCGGCGCCGGAAGCCCGUGUCAUUUCAU